Molecule: messenger RNA, 2331 nt
Organism: Cantharellus anzutake
Lineage: Eukaryota; Fungi; Basidiomycota; Agaricomycetes; Cantharellales; Hydnaceae
Exons: 11
Coding region: 1-2331 (776 amino acids)
Source: RefSeq, a predicted model, not a curated record
AUGCCUUCCCUCCUGCAGAAUGCAUCUUCAAAUGCAUUUGACUCAUCAAUUCUGACCCUUCAGGCCACUUUCUCCAGUGGCAUGACCUUGUUGACUACGGCUUCCACUGCCAACAACUUCCUCAGAGCUACAGAUGGCCCGUUCGCAGAGUUGAAAGAGCUUAUUGCACAACAUACUUCCAUCAAAGACAGGCCACAAUUCCAACCACUUGUCCCCCCCGAUCAAAUUGUGAAGGGAAUUGUGCAGAAAAUAUGGGGUCAUUCAUCUAUUGAGACAGUCGGAGAUAUUGGCGAUAUACUGGAGAAGGGACUCGUUACAGAUGAUUUGAGCCUCGAAGUUUUUUUAGAAGCUUGCAUUGCCGGUUAUGCACAGAAAAAGGGGAAGUCCCCCCAAGAAGUCAUGAAGAGGUUCCGUUUACACAAUCCCACUGAAGCGGGCCAAAUGGCUUGGCAAACAUGGCUUAAGCUUCACCCUCCGGUCUGGUUGCGGUACACCGAACCUUGGCCACUCCCAUCCCGGAACCUCGGUCCCGAGUCGGAACAUUCGGAGACCCCGGAUUCGCUCCGAUAUCCUGACGGACCUCCGACAUCCCGUGACAUGCCCUUAAACCAUUCCUCCACCCACUUCAUUUAUUGGAGUCACCCAACAUCCUUCGGAUACGCAACUCCGCUUUCGGAGCUACCCGCAUCCUUUGCACGACUACCUUCUACUACCAUUCAGUCGGCUAACCCCCUUUACCCAUUUGUCUUCCCCAUUCAUUUUCCGGCCUCCAACUCCGCCCUCCUUGGCCCGACACCUCGGUUCCCCGUUUUAGAUAUCGUUCGGAACCUUUCGCAACAGGAUAUCGAUAGGAAGUACCCUGACCAGGCAGAAGAAGCAAAAGCAUUCUAUGAUAAAAUUCUGAUACAUUGCAGGGACCUUGUUUUAUCGAAGGACGAGAGGGAGGCUCAACCAAAUGAAGGCCUUUAUCUGUUGCAGAAAAUAACGAGAAAAUAUGCUGCUCAGCUCGCUGCACUCAGCUCCAUUCAUCCUGUUGGGGUGGUGUUAGUGGGGUUCAUAGCAGAUGACAAGCUUGCCCCUUGGGAUUCGACUAUCGCAUUUACGAGCUCACCAAUGAUUGCGGAAAUGGUCAAAGCUAUGGGCCUACCCCUCACAGAGGAUAGUGCCUUAGCCAUGAGGAACUUCUACGACGGGAUAAAGGCAUUCAGCCCAUAUCAACCCAACACCAUUAAACAGAGAACCUUUCUUCAACAUCUUGGGGUGUUUACGAACCCCAAUAAAUCUACCAGCAAGGUGUUUGGUGCCUCAAGCCUCAUGAAGACCAUCAUGAUGCACAUGAAGCAAAGUGUCCAUUUCAGCAAUGAUCUGGACAGGUAUUUGGGAAAUGGAACGGGAAACACGGCCAUCAAAUCAGAGGUUGAGGGCGAUGCGAAUGACAUGGAUUACCACACACCCGCAUUAAAAAGGAAGGAAGGCCUCGCCUUUGCAGACAAGACCUACAGCUCGCAUCCCCAAUGCCACACUGAGUUGGAGGCAACAGGGAUAACUGAGCUUGGGCACAACUGGAGAGUUGCCAACAUACUUUCAUUCAUGCUUGAGCAUCGUCUCCGUUUUGUUGGUUGGCAUCGUGGUGUCCCACACUUGAACAAGUCACUACCAUGUGAUUGGACCCCACGCGAGUCUGCACGGUGUAUAAUGCAGCUCACUCACCAGGAUCCGGAGCAGAUGUUGAGGGUGGAACAAAUGACAGAUGGUGAGGAAAAUCUCACCGGUUUGGGCUUACCAGACGAGUACCUGAUGCAUGAGGUGCUACACUAUGCACCAGAUGCGAAAGGGAAUAUUACGAAAUACCUAUUGCCUGAACAUGAGACAAGGAGGGCAAUUGUGAGGACAGCGGUCGUCCCGCACGAACCCAAAAACCAAUGCAAGAAGUCCAAAGCCACUCGCACACGCACCCUCACGAAGGCAAAACCCCCCCGUGUGACACCUGGGGGCCACAACCAAAUGAAUGAAGCUGCGGUACCAGAGAACGAGGUGAAAGGUCCACAGGAUGAUGGCAUCGUACCCGAGACACCACCUCACAACUCACCUGAACCAGGCGGGUCUUCAUCAUCAUCAGUAAAGUUAGAGGCAAUAAACCUGACAAUGUUCCCAUCGGGUGUAUGCUCAGGCUUCCAGCAAGGAUGUGGGCUGAAACUCCCUGAUGACCCAGAAACGACGUCUUCAUGGAGCAAGCCGUUCCGGAAUCACAUAUGCCAAUGGUCAUCCCUCCAAUUAGGCUCAUCCAUCCAACACCGCAUAGUACUCCCCUCAAAGUUCAACCAGUGUUAA